UUUCAAUGUUAACGAUGCGAUAAUAGACGACUAAAUAAGUAGUACUGUAUAUCAGUACUGAUUUGCCACAUCAUUGGCUUUGGUAUCACUAUUUUUGUGCAAUGGAUGUGACUCUUCACGCCAUACAAUAGACUACAAUAUGGAUACAAAACUAUGGAUACUUGUGAUGACCAUUGCAUCGAUGGCGUCGCUGUCAUCACAAGGCAUAACAGAUCUAUCAGCCUGGCCAUUUGCCACCGCCACUACUACCACAACAACACCUGCAUAUGAUAACUAUGAUAACAGUUAUAACAAUUAUGACUAUAAUAAUAAUGUCACAUCUUUAAAACCAGAAAAAGAUAAUUUAUUUUCAUCGAUACCCGGUUUUGAGUCAACAAAGUUAGUAUUGGACCAAAACAAACAGGCACUUGAAGCGCAUAAAAAUAAGUUAGUAAUGGAUCAAAAUAAACUGAUCCAGGACUUUAACAACAAAUUCAAUUUGACUAAUAAUAAAAAUGUUAAACCUAAUAAACCAGGAACUGUUGAGAAUCCAAUCUACAAACUGAGUCCUCCCACUAUAGAAGUCCCACCACAAAUUAAUUAUAAUAACCCUGGUUAUAACAACUAUAAUAAUAAUAAUAAUAAUAACUAUAAUAAACCUAAUCUCCCAGUGCAACGCCCCCCUAUUUCAUAUAGACCAGUCGGUAAUCCAGUUGGCCCGCAAUAUGGUAAUAAAAAUACUAAUGUAACUGGCUAUGAUGUGUACCGAACAUUAUUUGGAUACAACAAUAAUCCCGAUUAUAAUAGAGGACCCAACGGACCUAUAUAUCCUGGUGGCCCACCAUUACCAGUUGGCCCUUACGGACCAAAUAUACAUGUACCUGUGGGAAACCCUCUGCAACAGUAUAAUGGAGGUAACAUUCCACCUAUCUAUGGAAAUGUUCCUAUACAACAUAACGUUCCUUAUGGUAAUGGUCCAGUUCCAGGUCAAUAUAGACCAAAUCCACCUAAUAAUUAUGGGGGUAAUCAUGGCUAUGGAGACGCACAGAUAUUUAAUGGUAAUACUGAAGUACCUGUCUAUAACAGUCAAUCAAAUACUAUUAACGGACCUAAUGGGCCUCUCUAUGAUAGAGGCAAUCAGUAUGCUGGAGGUGAAAAUAACUAUGGUAUGCCAUCACUUGCACCCAUACCUACAGUUGAUUACAGCAAAUAUGUUGAAGUCGUGCCAUAUCAGGAAAUUAGUCAAUAUAUGAGUCCCGAUAAUUAUAACUCUUACGCUAAUAUGCUGUACUCGGCCUACAAUUUGCAGUACACGCCUCCACCAAAUAUCUUUCAAUCAAACAACUAUAGCACACCCGGCUAUCAAAAGCAAUCCAAUAAUGAGUUUAAAAUGUUGGUCGCAGUUGUCGUUAUCGAUGGACAUUUGGGUGGUCCUCCAACUAAUAUUAAGGGAACGUUAUAUAUGAGUGAAAUUUAUCGAAAUAUAGUUCUGGUUUCGGGAGUCAUACAAAAUUUGAAGCCAAACCAUAAAUACGGUAUCGCUAUUCAUAAAUAUGGAGAUAUUAGUAAUGGGUGUCAAUCGAUUGGUCCGCACUUUAACCCACAAAACAGUACUCACGGCAAUAUGAAUUACCCGCAGAGUCACGCGGGUGACCUGGGCAACAUUGUGGGCGAUGUUACGGGUGUCGCUUUUGUCAACAAAAUUGUCAAAAGCCGUAUUUCCAUUGAAGACAACAAUGCAGUGGCCGGUCGUUCAUUUGGCAUAUGCUCGCAACCCGACGAUCUCGGACUCGGAGGUAAUAUUCAGAGUCUAAUACACGGUAAUUGCGGUCAACUUAUUGCUUGCGGUAUCAUUGGUUACUCUAAUACUUUAAACAGUGCAUCGAUUAGCAAUCAAUACGGAAAAUAAUAGUUUUUUUGUAAUUAAAAAUAAAUAUUAUUAAAUAAAACUUA
This is a messenger RNA of Oppia nitens, 1932 nucleotides long. RefSeq names its product probable serine/threonine-protein kinase clkA. Lineage: Eukaryota; Metazoa; Arthropoda; Arachnida; Sarcoptiformes; Oppiidae. The transcript is spliced from 7 exons. Bases 140 to 1888 code for a protein of 582 amino acids. The record is from RefSeq and is a predicted model, not a curated record. Gene Ontology annotation, biological process: removal of superoxide radicals. Gene Ontology annotation, molecular function: copper ion binding; superoxide dismutase activity.